GGAAUGAAUACAAAACAUCUGACUAUAACGAACUACAACGAUUCUGAGGGAGAAUAUUAUCACAAUUGCUUGUAGUCGCGUCUUGUAACAACAGCACAAAAUGGACCGACAAAACUCACAACAUCAACCAAGCUCUCGGAAAGACAACGAGUACGUUCGGCAUUUGAACUUGACGGAGUCGUCUGUGGUAGAGGAGGACCCGCAAUUGCAAGCGAAAAGCCAUGAAAACGAGCAACACGAACGUGUCCUGGACGACUCGUUAAUGCAGAACAAGCAAGUGCUUGACGAGGAAUUCGCCCGCUUAACACCCGAGACAACCAAUGAGAGUCUCAAGUGGAAGAAGGAAUGAGCCGGACACUACGUUUACCGCUUGACCAGUCCCCAGUCUGACCCUCGCGGCGUCAGUGCGACGCGAGACUCCUUUUAAUGAAUGUAUUUAAUGAAUGUGUGUACUUUAAGAA
Molecule: messenger RNA, 461 nt
Organism: Schizosaccharomyces japonicus yFS275
Lineage: Eukaryota; Fungi; Ascomycota; Schizosaccharomycetes; Schizosaccharomycetales; Schizosaccharomycetaceae
Exons: 1
Coding region: 101-349 (82 amino acids)
Source: RefSeq, a predicted model, not a curated record